AGAUAAUGCCAACUAGGGAGCAGUGCCCUGCCUCCAACCCCAAACCAAACUCAACCAUCUUCUCAGUUAAAAACCCGACUUCCUUUUAAACCCAACGCUCAAACUCUACUUCUCACAACAAUCUUGUCCCCAACAAUGGCGACUCCAAAUCUCCCCCCUCUCUUCGCCGUCGCCCUCUUCUUUUUCUCUCUCUUCCCCUUCACUCUCGGUCGCACUUCGCCGGAGCUUUCUCGCUCUUCCUCCUCCUCUGCUUCUCUCGAUGUUUCAGCUUCUCUGCAACAAGCCAACCACGUCCUCAAAUUCGACCCCAAGCCUUUCAUGUCCUUCCAACAGCAGGUUCAGGUUGUUCCCUCCAACUCUUCCUUCUCCUUCUCUCUUCAGCUCCACCCUCGCGAUGCUCUUCACAAUGCCGGACAUAAGGACUACAAGACCCUCGUCCUUUCCCGCCUUGUCCGCGACUCUUCUAGAGUUAAAUCGCUCUACGAUAGGCUUCAAUUUGCUCUCAGUGAAUUGAAGAGCUCGGAUCUUCACCCGCUGAAAACCGAGAUUCUGCCCGAGGAUCUGAGUACUCCGAUUGUCUCUGGCACCAGUCAAGGAAGCGGCGAGUAUUUCUCCCGCGUCGGCGUCGGACAACCGGCUAAGCCAUUCUAUAUGGUUCUUGACACUGGUAGCGAUAUCAAUUGGCUUCAAUGUCAGCCUUGUACGGACUGUUACCAGCAAACCGACUCCAUUUUUGACCCGAGAACUUCCUCUACUUUUGCUUCACUUCCCUGUGAAUCUCAGCAAUGUCAAGCUCUAGAAACCUCUGGUUGUCGUGCUUCGAAGUGUCUUUACCAGGUCUCGUACGGCGAUGGUUCAUUCACCGUCGGCGAAUUCGUAACGGAAACGCUGUCCUUCGGUAACUCCGGGACGAUUAACAACGUCGCUCUCGGCUGCGGCCACGACAACGAAGGAUUGUUCGUCGGAUCCGCUGGAUUACUCGGACUUGGUGGCGGAUCAUUAUCCCUCACUUCUCAGAUGAAAGCUUCGUCGUUCUCAUACUGUCUUGUCGACCGUGACUCUAGUUCGUCUUCAUUUCUCGAGUUCAAUUCCGCUGCAUCGAGUGACUCAGUAAAUGCUCCAUUACUCAAAAGUGGAAGAGUCGAUACAUUCUACUAUAUCGGACUCAUCGGAUUGAGCGUCGGUGGCCAGAUACUGUCAAUUCCUCCUAAUCUCUUCCAAAUGGACGAUUCCGGCUACGGCGGCAUCAUCGUCGAUUCAGGAACUGCGAUAACUCGGCUGCAAACUCAGGCCUACAACACCCUUCGCGACGCCUUCGUCAGUCGCACACCGUACCUGAAGAAGACGAACGGCUUCGCAUUAUUCGACACAUGUUACGAUCUGUCGUCACAGUCUCGAGUGACCAUUCCGACAGUGUCGUUUCAAUUCGCCGGCGGGAAGUCUCUGCAGCUGCCGCCGAAGAACUACCUCAUCCCGGUGGAUUCCGCCGGAACAUUCUGCUUCGCGUUCGCCCCAACGACGUCGUCUUUGUCCAUCAUAGGUAACGUCCAGCAGCAAGGGACACGUGUCCACUUUGAUUUGGCAAACUCGGUCGUAGGGUUUUCACCCAAUAAAUGUUAAAGGGGGAAAUAUAAAUUAGGUUUUUGUCCUUUUUUGUGUGGGAAUUUACGAAAUUAGGGUUGUGAUGAAUUAUAAUUUUAAUUUAAUUAGGGGAAAUUAAUUGGGUUGUUUAAGGAGGGGCCGGUGGAUAUGGAUAAGUAAAAUGGGGCCAUUGAAAUCAAUUGGAGAAGGGUUUGGCAUGUGCUCCUCAUAAAUCAAUCAUAAUUGUACUCUCAAGAUUCAGUUGAGUGGCAUGUAUAGUAAAUAGAGUGCAAAAUUGUGGGCAACUUUCAAUUCCCUCCUUGUGCUACAUACUCAAUUGCCCUUUACACAAUAGUGUGAAUGGAGGGAAGCAAAGUACACACAAACGUACAUAUGCUAAUUUAAGCAUAUUUACGUCAAGGUAUCCAUUAUCAUCUUAUAUAUAUAAAUCUUUUGGUUUAAAUA
This is a messenger RNA of Benincasa hispida (wax gourd), 2046 nucleotides long. RefSeq names its product protein ASPARTIC PROTEASE IN GUARD CELL 1-like. Gene Ontology annotation, biological process: proteolysis. Lineage: Eukaryota; Viridiplantae; Streptophyta; Magnoliopsida; Cucurbitales; Cucurbitaceae. Gene Ontology annotation, molecular function: aspartic-type endopeptidase activity. The record is from RefSeq and is a predicted model, not a curated record.